Stylonychia lemnae is the source of this 1299-nucleotide messenger RNA. NCBI's taxonomy places the organism in Eukaryota, Ciliophora, Spirotrichea, Sporadotrichida, Oxytrichidae. The record is from the annotation of a GenBank genome assembly.
AUGAAACAACAAGCAACUGCUGGCAACACAUUCAGCUAAGUUUCGUUAAGUCAUCUCCAGCAAGAGUAGAGAGAGGAGCAGUUUUCGACCAAAAAGAGAAAACUAGACUAGAUUUCACAGUAGGACGAGAGCACUAUGUAGAUUGGAAGUAGUCUAUAGCUAGAGAGGAAACUCAGCAAUAUUCUCAGCUAUCCAUCUUUUUAGAUUAAAUAAGAUCAAUUGAGCGGAUAGCAAGAUUUUUCAUUGUCUAAGAGAAGAAAGAUGAAUGAUGUGACAGUUAACGAUGCAAAGUAUCUCUUUAAUAAGAUAGAUCCCUAGUCUUAAGGGAAUUCUAAGAGUAAACAGCAGCCUCUACGAUUGAUAUCCAAUGAUAACAUGAUAAAUCAAGUCUAGAGUUCAUAUUAGUCAGAUCUCUAUAUCUCACAGAAGAAGCAUGCUUUUUCUCAUCAAUCAGACUCUAAAUUUAAAGUUAAUGGGAAAGGACGAGUUGAGUUCCAAAAUUUGAGAUAAAACCAAAUGACACAAAGUAGGAAUGCAAACUACUCAAGCAUGGCAAACUUUGACAAUUUUUCAGAUCACUUAUCUUCUCAUCAAUAAUUCGUGGAGGAAGAAUCAGCUCACUCAAUUAACACUUAAUCAUAAAAUGUUGAUAUCAGUAUGGGGAUCUAGCAAAUGAAUAUCAAAUCGCCUUCCAAAAGGCUUUCAAGAAUAAGCGAGGUAAGUCAUGAUCUUGCUAAGAGUUUGAAUCGAUAAGCCAGGAGGUCUCAAUCUCAUUAUGAGAAAACUAAUACUUCAGGUGCAAGGCAGACUGCUGACAAUUACAUCAAUUAUGGGCAGGAAGAUAUGAUCAUUGAGUCUGACUUAAUUUAAAACCGAGAAAAUGUAGAAAUCCUAAGCGAUCACGCCUAAAUAGGCACACCUAACUAAGAACAGGAGGAUUUCUAGGAUGAUGAUCGCUUCCCGGAAUUCAGUCAGAUAUAUAUCUAGGAAGACCAAUCAAUGGUAUCUUAUGACUCAAUAAAGCAAGAUGAGCAUUUGCUGUCUGACUUCCUUAUUCAAAAGUAGUACUAUCAAGAGCUGACAAGAGAUGAAUAAAGAGGUUUUUGCUAUGUGCCUAUUUUACCCCCUGGCUAUGAACACGAGGACAUAGAUCCCUUAAACACAGCGAUGAUUCAAUAAAUUUAAUCACUGCCAGGUUCAAAGAUCAAGGACUUCUCAAGACCCAUGAUAUUAAAGCAGUCAUUGAGGACUAAACAAUUCAGGUCGAAGUCUUGGAGUUUCACUAAUUAUUACGACUGA